This is a messenger RNA of Camellia sinensis, 771 nucleotides long. Lineage: Eukaryota; Viridiplantae; Streptophyta; Magnoliopsida; Ericales; Theaceae. The record is from RefSeq and is a predicted model, not a curated record.
AUGGUAGGAGGAGGGUGGAAACCAGUGCUAUAUGGCAAGGGUAAGCAUUCGCAGAGCCAUGAUGGAAGCCGAGCUGGUACUCACACAAUCUUUGUUGACAAUAUUCCCUCAUCCUUUAGCUCGAAGAGGCUCAAUGAUCUGUUUAUGAAGUUUGGAAUUGUUCGAGAUGUAUUCAUUCCAAAUAAGUUAAGGAAAUCUACGCGGUCCAGGUUUGGCUUUGUCAGGUACGAUUGUCCUGUAGCUGCUGAAGUGGCAAUCCAAAAAGCUAAUGGCCUGUGGUGUGAUGAUAAAGCCUUGAGAGUUAAGAAAGCAGAGUUUGAAAAGAAAGCAGCAGGUGGCAGAGGAAGGCAAGAAGGCCAACCAGGGAACGGAUCUGGAAGAGAGGAGGGAGGCUCUCGGUGGCAAAAGAGCCAAAAAGCUCAAACAAGCAUAGGCUAUCGGUCAUAUGCAGAAGCUGUGCAGCUGGGAGAUAGCAAGAAAAGUGUAGGUCCCUUGGUGAUAGCCCAUGAGGCAGGGAAUGGAUGGCUAUAUGAUAGCUUUAUUGUCAAGUUGAAAAGCUAUUACUCAUUUUCAAAUUUCCGAAAAGCAGUCAUGGAAAAAGGAUCAGCAGAAAUGCUGGUUAGGAGGGGGGGAGGAAGAAUGGCAGUGGUGUCAUUUAAAUCAUCUGAAGAUUUGAAGGAAAAUGCAUCAAUACUAAAGGACUGCUUGCAUGACUGGUGCGAAUCAGUCUCAACACCUUUAACAAGAUUGGGAGAUUAUGGGGGGAGGUAA